CGCGAGUCGGCGGCAAACACCCGUCCACAAGAGAGAUGGCGCUGUCGGCGGCGCUCCUGUCGGCAGCGCUCUCGCUGGCGCCUGGGCCGGAGGGCCGGCCCAAGGCGCCUCGCCCGCUGCCGCAGAACUCGCUGCUGCCCGCCAAGCCGCUGCCGCUCCUCCCCUCGCUGCCCCCUCGGAAUGGCGCCUGCGACGGGGACUUUGAGACCUUUCUCCGUGAGGAGCAGACCCGGGCGGCGACCUUCCUGGAGAGCGAGCAGACGCGGGUGGCGAGGAUCUUCGAGUGGGAGCACGACCGCGCCCUGCGGUUCGAGCGGCUCGGCGAGCACGCAAACUACUGGGAGGACCCGCGGAUCCACAACUUUGGCAACACGGGCUGGCGGGGCUGGCUGCACGCGCUCGCCGUCCCCUUCUCGACCUUUUUGAUCGACAAGCUGGCCUACGGAGGCGUCGACGCGCGCAAGCAGAUCCACGAGAGCGAGCUCUCCGCCGCCGGACAGACCGUGGUCGACCUCUGCUCCGGCGUCGGAUUCUCGUGCGCGCGCGCCGGCAAGGUGACCGCCGUGGACACGUCGCCGAACAUGCUCGCGGUCUCGCGGCUGCGGCGGCCGGACGUGCACGAGCGGGUGGUGGCCAACGCCGAGGCGUUCGGCGAGGCGGGCAGCUUCGACGUGGCCACGCUCAUGUUCGCGACGCACGAGAUGCCCGGCUACGCGCGCCGCCGCUGCAUCCGCAAUGCUCUGCGGCUUGCGAGGGACAAGGUGCUCGUGGCCGACAUCUGGCCCGGCUUCCGCCCAAACGACAUGAUGCUCUCCGGCGAGCCUUACGUCCUCGACUACCUCGCUAACAUGGAGAGCGACGUCGAGGCGAGCUUCGACCCAAUGCAGUGGACGCUGACGAGGGAGGACGUCGUCGAGCAGCACGUCCGGAUGUGGAAGUUCGAGCGGCUGAGUUGGGGCGUGUAGGAGCCGCAGCCGUAGUAGCCGCAGCUGCGGGAGGGUGGAGGAGCUGCUGCCGGGCGUGCGCCGCGCCGCGCCGUAGCGCGCGCGGGGGGGCGGGGGAGGGAGGGGGGGGGGGUCUGUGCGUGACGGCGCGCGCCUGUAUUGUGUAUCAUUGUGUGAGUCGCGCGCCGCGGAGGCCCUUGUGCAGUGGGAGAGGUGCCCACAGCUCUCGCACUGGGCGAGAGCGUGGGUAGGUGGGUUGUCAUGUUGUUCGCAUGCCGGGUCGGGAGCGGAGAAGGGAGGUCUCAGAGAGAGGAGAGUUUUCAGUUUGGAGAGAGUGUGCAGUGUGUCUCGCCGAAGGCGCUCUCUCGCGAGCGUCGUAUAUUUUUCUGUGUCUGUCGGAGCACUU
Messenger RNA from Emiliania huxleyi CCMP1516, 1350 nucleotides. RefSeq lists its product as hypothetical. The record is from RefSeq and is a predicted model, not a curated record. The coding region runs from base 36 to 965 and encodes 309 amino acids. NCBI's taxonomy places the organism in Eukaryota, Haptophyta, Isochrysidales, Noelaerhabdaceae. The transcript is spliced from 2 exons. Gene Ontology annotation, molecular function: S-adenosylmethionine-dependent methyltransferase activity.